Ostrea edulis (European flat oyster) is the source of this 4496-nucleotide messenger RNA. Its product is annotated as receptor-type tyrosine-protein phosphatase mu-like. NCBI's taxonomy places the organism in Eukaryota, Metazoa, Mollusca, Bivalvia, Ostreida, Ostreidae. Gene Ontology annotation, molecular function: protein tyrosine phosphatase activity. The record is from RefSeq and is a predicted model, not a curated record. Gene Ontology annotation, biological process: protein dephosphorylation. The transcript is spliced from 27 exons. The coding region runs from base 424 to 3735 and encodes 1103 amino acids.
UUUUCUUUUCCCCCUAAUAUAUAAAAAUAUGAAAUGCAUACUUUGUAAAUGCACGAAAACUGUCUCAGGAGAUACAAGUAAAAAACAAAAGAAGAUUUGGAAUGAAAUUAUUUUGAAAUGAAUUCUAAUAUUUGUAUGGCUUCGAAGCCUGGUCGCACAUAGGGGAUUCCCCCCAGAAAAACUACAUUUCAAAUCUUGUCUUCCGGAGAAUAUCGCUUCAUUUGGAUACUGGUACAUAAAUCCAGCGUCAGAAGUUAGGAAAUAGAUAGCACAAUCUUCUCCAACCACGCGCCUCACGCAACAGUAGGGUAAACACAAAUAAAUUUCAACUUCCUUGUCGGUUUGUGUUCCCGAGUCCUGGAUGUAGUAAAACGUUGUGUAUCCGUCUGUGUUUAUUGAACGAUCAAGUGAGGAACUAUUAGCAUGGUUCUCUUCGUCACCCGUUUCAUGCUGCUUGUCACAUUUGCAAGAGCUUAUGAAAAUUUAGCGUUGAAUAAACCAGCAUGGCAGCAACAAAAAUGGCCUGAUGAACCUUACGAUGUGGAGUGGGGAGCAGCGAAGGCGGUGGAUGGACAAUAUUCUAAACGUGGUGCAGAAGGUCAAUGUACGAUAUCUAACACGCUGCAAACAACAGCGACGUGGAGAGUGGACCUGGAGAGUGUGGUCAGCAUCAGUCAAAUUGACAUAUACUACAGGACAGAUAAUUUUCCGAGCCCUGGGGCAUAUUAUGAUCGAUUUGCUGGAUUUUUCCUCUACGUUUCCAACACUACGUCAAAGGAUGAUGGCCGUCUUUGUUUCCAUGAAAUACAGAAUGUGGACCGUACACCAGUAGAGAACCAGACAAUAAGCUGUUCUGUUCAUGGACGAUAUGUGAUAUAUUACAACGAACGGAGGCCGGGUGUUAACUAUCCUAGUUAUUACUCACCACACGCAUAUAAUGAACUGUGUGAAGUGGAAGUUCAAGGAUGUUCCGACCCAACAUUUUAUGGAGUGAACUGCGACCAACCAUGUCCCGACAGAUGUCAAGAGAAAAGGUGUGACGUCAUUACAGGACACUGUCUGGGCUGUAUACCGGGUUAUCAAGGUCUUCGCUGCAAUCAGGUAUGUGGUGUUCAGACAUACGGGCUGGAAUGUUCUUCAUCAUGUGGUAACUGUAGUGAUGGAGAUACCUGUCAUCAUGUCAACGGCACGUGUCCACGGGGAUGUAAUGAGGGAGUGGAGGGAGAGAAAUGUCAGACACUCUGUCGACCUGGAUCUUAUGGAAAGAACUGCGGACAGAGAUGCAGUGAGAACUGUAACGUGACAAAUCGCUGUAACAGAUUCACAGGGGAGUGUGACGGGGGCUGUAAACCGGGGUGGAAGACUCCAACAUGUCAGCAAGAAUGUGACGGUGGGAUAUACGGCGCAGCCUGCACACAGAGAUGCGGCUCCUGUCUAGACAACAAGCCGUGCCACCAUGUUAAUGGCACGUGUUUGAAUGGUUGUUCUUCAGGGUACCUGAGUCACCUCUGCAAUAAACGUUGUGGUGAAAAGUUCUGGGGGGUUGGCUGUAGAGAUAAUUGUAGUACAGAUUGCGUUAAUCAGACCUGUCGACAUGACACUGGGGUGUGUUACCAGAAAAAACUUACAGCUCUCCCUCCAGACAACGGGUCGUCAGCAGUACCUGUCGUCGCUGGAAUCCUCGCCGCUGUCUUUGUCAUCGUCAUCGUCUUAGUGGCAAUUGUUUUCUUGAGAAGGGCAAGAUCCCAGAGCACAGAUAAAAGGGAGUCCCUGCACAAUGAGAAUAGAAGAGUACUGCAGACAAAUAUAAAAUCACAACUGAAAGCAAGCAGCUCAGAAUUCACCAACCUUUAUGCGAACACAAGUGAGAUUAAAACUGAUAACAAUGAUUCACAAAGAGUAAACGGUGCAAGUUUGGGUAAAUCAGAAGCAAAUACAAGAGAAGAUGACGUUGACAUCGACGAUAAAAUUCACGAAGAAAAUCCUUACGGAGACUUGGAUAUCAAAGAAGAAACGAUUGCAGACAUCUGGUUAUCAAAGCUGGAAGCAGUCAUUGAAGAGAAACGGAAGGAUGAAGAUGACGGGUUUAAAAAGGAGUAUGCAACUCUUCCUUAUGGAGAAAGAUUUCCAUGCAACAACGCUAAACUGCCAGAAAACAUACCAAAGAACAGAUUCAAGACUACUUUUCCUUACGAUCAUUCCCGCAUCCAACUAAAAACGACGAAAUCCGACUACAUCAAUGCCAACUUCAUUCACGGCGUUGCGGGACACAAUGAAUACAUUGCAUCACAAGGUCCUAAGCAAAACACACUGUCAGACUUCUGGACAAUGAUUUGGCAGGAGAACGUGAGACAAAUCGUGAUGCUCACUAACUUGAGGGAGGGCAAUAAGGUAAAAUGUGUGAAGUACUGGGCGGACAUCGGUGGACUUGUUACGUCUGGAGUAGUUGCUUUACGUACAGUAGAGGAAAAACAUUACGCAUUUUAUAUAAUCCGAAAGUUCAGAGUUACUAAUAAAGAGUUAAAAAAGACACACAUGGUGACACAGUAUCACUACACCGCCUGGCCGGAUCACGGGACACCGGAACCGCUCUGUCUUGUCAAUUUCCAUGAUCACGUGACGAGAACCAAAGCUAAAGUUGAUGUCGGUCCAACAUUGGUACAUUGCAGUGCCGGUAUCGGGCGUACGGGAACAUACAUCGCUAUAGACGCUUUACAUCGGGCUGGCAAGAAAGAUAAGAAAAUAAACAUUGCAGAAUACGUGAAGAAGAUGAGAGAGAAUAGAAUGAACAUGGUGCAGACAUAUGAGCAAUACAGAACCAUUUUUCUGGCUUUGAAUGAUAUGGUAAAAGCACCAACAGCUGUCCAGACAGAAGCACAGUUUGUCCAAAAAGCAGAGGAAAUUCGAAAUGACAAACCGGUGAAUCAAAGUGACCUUGGUAAAGAAUUUCAGACUCUCAUGAAAGUGAGACCUUCCUAUACGGAUGCAGAUUACAAGCUCGCACUACAAUCAGGGAGCGACAGAACCAGAAUUCUCCCACUUGACAAAUACAGUCUCUAUCUCUCCUCAAGUGUAGGAAAUCGCGGGAACUACAUCAAUGCUAUUACUCUUCCCUCUUACGACAACCAUGACGCGUUUGUUGUAACGCAGUAUCCGCAGACAGGGGACGCUGUGGACUUCCUGCGACUGCUCACUGAUCAUGAAUCAAACACCGUGAUAUGCCUGGAUGCCAUGAGAGAAGUGAAAUCCAGCAGGGAAUGGUUACCAAGCAAGAAUAGUUCAAAAUCCGUCCCUCCAUUUACCGUACAUUGUCAUCAAGAAGAUUCAACGGACGUAAAAUCUACCACACUUCAUGUUGUUAAAGAAGGGGCAAAUGACGAAGCCCGAUCUAUUACGAUUGUUGAGCCACGACUCGAAUUGCAAACAGGACAAGAAACAACACAGAUGCUAAGGCUUGUAACCUACGCUCUUAGCAGUAGAGCUGACGGACCCAUAACUGUAGUCAGCAGAGACGGUGCAACUCUUUGUGGCGUGUUUUGUGCCGCACACAAUGUUCUACAACAGUUGUCGAUGGACGGGGAGGUCGACAUUUUCGCUGCCGUCCGACAACUCCACGUCAGACGUCCAGAACUCUGCUGUAGUUUGGAGGAAUACAGGAUGAUCCAUGAUGUUGUAUUACACUACAUCCGGUCACGUGAGGGUCACUUGGAAGAUAAUAUAUAUUCCAACCAAUGAUUGAAAAACCACAUUUAUGAUUUUGAAAAAUUGAUUGGUCCCGGAUUAAGACAGCUGUAUACAAUGCGCAAAUUUUGGAACACUUUUGAAAAUGUAUUUUAUGGUGAACUUUGAUUUGGAGACUAUUUAAUUUUAUUUUAAAUAUCAUAUUUCGUUGAUGUAAAUAGGAUAUUAUGGAUGGAAAACAAAUGUAUGUGUAAUUUUACAUUGAAUGUUCAUAAUUACAAUACCUAUAGGCAGACGAAAUCCACAUGUGCAUAAUGCAGCACUAUCGUGCAACUGUUUUCAAUAAACUGGAGUUGCUGACAUAAGAAAGGAUAUACUCUUUUAUAUACACGUAACAUUUUCCCAAUAUAUAUCGCAAUCUAUUUGUAAAUUUAAACGGUUGAGAAAUAUUUAAAAUCAAAACUGGUGAAAUUCCAUUGCGCAUUAGUAGACGGAAAUUCUUAAUAAGUGCUUCAGAAUUUUGAAAUGCCCAAAUAUGGAUUAUUUUUAGAAAAACUAGUAAGAUUCGUGAUAAGCAUGCAUAAUUUAUUUGUUGUCUUACAUAUGUAUUAUAGUUUUUAUUUGUACAGAAUGAUAAACAACAAAACUACUGUUUCCUCUCGUUACCCUGAUAUGAAUGACAGACCCAGCGGACCAAUGCAUGUUUGUUUAAAGUCGAUUUCCUCCUCAUUUCUCUUAUUUAAACUUAACUACUAUUUCCAUUAAAAUAUACCUUAAUGUACACUUUUAUUUGUGAAUAAACAGUACAAAAAGUA